This is a messenger RNA of Populus euphratica (Euphrates poplar), 1929 nucleotides long. RefSeq names its product vacuolar protein sorting-associated protein 4B-like. Gene Ontology annotation, biological process: vacuole organization; endosomal transport. Lineage: Eukaryota; Viridiplantae; Streptophyta; Magnoliopsida; Malpighiales; Salicaceae. Bases 376 to 1680 code for a protein of 434 amino acids. Gene Ontology annotation, molecular function: ATP hydrolysis activity; ATP binding. The record is from RefSeq and is a predicted model, not a curated record. The transcript is spliced from 9 exons.
UUCGUUUCCUGUCUUCUCCUCUCCUCUCAUUGAUACUUGAUUGAAAAGGUUGAGUCUUUUUAAUGCAAACUGUAUUGGGUUGGUGAAAACUUUGAAGAAAAGAAUCGUGUAUAUCAAAACUACAGUAAAGGUUUGAUUGUGUUCAAGUGUUGGGAUCUUAGGUUAUGAUGAAUAAGAGGAGUGUUUUAUGUUUUGCCGGUAUAUAAAGAUGUUAUCUUCACCUUUCAUGGGAUCAAGUACUGGGGGUUUGAGCUCUGCUGGAUUAUAGGAGCUAUUGAUUUUGAAGUCUUGUUUUAAGCAUCAUUGUUUUAUGUGAGUGAUUAUUUGAAGUGUUGAGGAUUAUAUUAUAUUUGGUGUAUUUAGUUUCAGGACAAAAUGUAUUGCAAUUUUAUGGAGCAUGGUAUAGAGUACGCGAAACAGGCAGUCAAGGAGGAUGAUGCUGGAAACUAUAGGAAAGCUUUCCAGCUUUAUAUGAAUGCAUUGGAGUAUUUUCAAGCACAACUGAAGUAUGAGAAGAAUCCACAGAUUGAGAAAACAAUUAGGCAAAAAUGUUUGGGGUAUCUAAGAAGGGCGGAGGAGAUCCGAUCUGUUCUUGAUAAUGGUAGAAGUAUGCCAGCGUCAAAUGGUGAUACAUCGGUUGCUGCACGGCCCAAGACUAGUCCAAAACCAAAGGAUGGAGGUAGGAAGGGCAAGGAGGAUCCAGAGCUAGCGAAGCUCAAGGAAGGGCUUGAUUCUGUUAUCAUCAGGGAGAAGCCAAAUGUGAAGUGGAGUGAUGUGGCAGGUCUUGAGAAUGCCAAACUAGCAUUGCAGGAAGCUGUUAUAUUGCCUGUUAAGUUCCCACAGUUUUUCACUGGGAAGAGAAAACCAUGGAGGGCAUUUUUGUUAUAUGGUCCACCUGGUACAGGGAAGUCAUACUUGGCAAAGGCUGGUGCAACAGAAGCUGACUCAACUUUCUUCAGUGUUUCUUCCUCAGACCUGGUUUCCAAAUGGAUGGGUGAAAGUGAGAAGCUAGUUUCGAAUCUUUUCCAAAUGGCUCGUGAUAAUGCACCUUCCAUCAUUUUCAUUGACGAAAUAGAUUCACUUUGUGGCCAACGGGGUGAAGGUAAUGAGAGUGAAGCAUCUCGUCGCAUCAAAACAGAACUUCUUGUGCAGAUGCAGGGUAUAGGGAAUGAUGAUCAGAAGGUUCUUGUUCUUGCUGCCACAAAUACUCCCUAUGCACUGGAUCAGGCUAUCCGGCGGCGUUUUGACAAGAGAAUAUACAUUCCUCUCCCGGAUUUGAAGGCAAGGCAACACAUGUUUAAGGUGCAUCUUGGAGAUACUCCUCAUGAUUUAACUGAAAGAGAUUUUGAAAAGUUGGCUCGAAAAACAGAAGGUUUUUCAGGUUCAGAUAUUUCUGUUUGUGUUAAAGAUGUGCUCUUUGAACCUGUUCGUAAAACCCGGGAUGCGGAAUAUUUCAUUAAAUCCUCUGAUGGCAUGUGGGUUCCUUGUGAACUACAACGAGGAGCUGUCAAGACUACACUACAAGAACUUGAUGCACAAGGACUUGCUUCAAAGGUCCUUCCACCACCCAUCACAAGAGCAGAUUUCAACAAAGUGCUUGCACGGCAGAAGCCAACAGUGAGCAAAGCUGAUCUUGAGGUGCAUGAGAGAUUCACAAAGGAGUUUGGAGACGAGGGCUGAUGACUUUGAUGAAGUGGAAGCAGAGCUUUGAUUAAUUCAUAAAUACAAGUAAUGCAUAGUUUAGUUGAAUAAUUAUCCAUCUCUGUUGGCUCAUGUUUAGAGACAAGUGUUCCUUUUUGCUCUCCUCAAUCACUCAAGGCGAUAGUUUGGAAAGAAGAGAGGCUGCAAGGUGAACCAGAUUGAAUGACUGAUCAAUGCAUGUAAUGUUCAAUGGUAAAUGUAUAUAUACAAUAUAAGCAUUUUUUGCUA